AUGGAGUGGCAAUGUUUGAAAAAUAUUUUUCCCCAGGAGGUUGAUUCAAAAGCGGAAACUCAAGCCAAAGCUCCCCCUUCCAGGAAACGCGGAAGGCAAUCUAUUGUUGAAGGCUCAGUGAAAAAGUUGAAAUUGGACUUUCGUCAUAAUCGGGGAUUCGGCCACGUUCUCACACUAGGACAGGGAGACACCGGUCAGCUUGGUUUAGGCGAGGAUAUCCUGGAGAGAAAUAAACCUGCUCAUGUUUCCUCGAUACAGGAUGCUGUUGAUGUGGUUGCUGGAGGUAUGCACACAGCAGUUCUCACCAAAACUGGGGAGGUGUACACCUUCGGGUGUAACGACGAGGGAUCGCUAGGCCGUGUCGUUGAGGAGGAAGAGGAGUGCUUCAUCCCAGGAAAGGUGAGCCUGGAUGGUAAAAUUGUUCAAUUGAGCGCGGGUGACUCUCAUACUGCGGCACUGACUGAGGAUGGCAGGGUUUUUGCUUGGGGUACAUUCAGGGAUAGCUCUGGACCUAUUGGACUAACUAAAAAUGGAAUUCAGAAAACUCCGCUACGUAUUCUGGAAGGGAUCUCCAUAAAGAAGAUAUCAAGUGGGUCCGACCAUAUUGCUGCACUAACUGUGUCAGGAGAUGUAUAUACGCUAGGAAACGCAGAACAGGGUCAAUUGGGCCGAGUUCCGGAGAGAUUCUCACACAGAGGAGGCAGACGAGGACUGGAUUAUCUUCUGACCCCGGAUAAAAUUCAUGCUAAAGCUAGAUCUACAGUUUUCAAGGACGUUUGGGCAGGAAGCUAUAAUACUAUUGUUAGAAGUACAGCGGAUGAGAUUCUCGUGAUGGGAUUAAACAAUUAUAAUCAGAUGGGGUUAGAUACAGGACUUCUCUUCUUCAUGCCAACGAGAUCUGAUUCUUUGGUCGCGAGUAAGGUGGAUACUCUAGUUCUAGGCCAACAUCAUACUCUGCUCAUUUCAAGUAGUCAAGGAGCAGUUCACGCUAUUGGAAGAUCUGAGUAUGGAAGGUUGGGAUUAGGAGAAGGGGCAGAAGACGCCAAGGUUCCUGUACCAGUAGCAGAGUUAAAGGAUAUGAAGUGUGUAGAUAUUGCCUGCGGUACAGCUGUAUCCUUUGCUGUCACAGACAAGGGGCACUGUUACUCCUGGGGUAUGGGAACGAAUAUGCAGCUGGGACAUGGUGAAGACGACGUUUUAGUUCCAAACCUCAUCAAGUCCAAACAACUGGAGAAUAGAAGUGUAAUAGCAGUUUCAAGCGGGGGACAGCAUACUGUUAUUCUAGCCAAGGAUAACUAAACACCUGGACCCUGUACUGUACACUGUACACCUCAUGUACAUGAAAUAUCUUGUAGUAACAUUUAAUGUACUGCAUAGGUUAAUAAAGGUUUAAUGUGUACAUAACUAUGUGUGAUUGUGAUUACUAAAUGUACAGCUGAAAAUGGGCCUCUGAACAACCUAGGAUAUAUAUUUUGGCAAAAAUUCAUCCCCUCGUUAAAACGUUUAUAAUAAUUUAUGGUCAUGUGAUGUCAUGAAUAAACGUGUUUGAUUGUUGAAAAUAUAUAUCCAUGUGUACAACUUGUCCUGUUCUAUUUGUACGCUAUGUAGCAUAGCGUAUAGCAUAUAGCUUUUUAGCCAUUUUUUAUUUAUUCCUUUUUUUACAAAAAAAAUUCUUUGAGAAAUAAAAUGAAAUGGUUUUCCCCCAAACUUAAAACUGUAGAUAUAGUUUUAGUACGAUACAAGUUAAUUGUGAUAAAGGGGGAAAGAGUGCUCACUUCUGUCGACUCCUAGAUGUAAAAUGACCCUCAUAAUAAAGCUGCCAAAUGUGCUAGUCCUGUAUACUUCAAGAAUCGAGUGCUCUGUCCCCCCCCCACCCCUCCUUCCAACCCGCCCAUGACCCUUCCCUCCAACUUGACUUCAAAAUUAUUUUGAUGUUUUCAUUUUUUAGA
This is a messenger RNA of Eurytemora carolleeae, 1949 nucleotides long. RefSeq names its product regulator of chromosome condensation. The coding region runs from base 1 to 1299 and encodes 432 amino acids. Gene Ontology annotation, molecular function: guanyl-nucleotide exchange factor activity. The record is from RefSeq and is a predicted model, not a curated record. The transcript has 16 exons. Lineage: Eukaryota; Metazoa; Arthropoda; Copepoda; Calanoida; Temoridae. Gene Ontology annotation, cellular component: cytoplasm.